This is a messenger RNA of Antechinus flavipes (yellow-footed antechinus), 2017 nucleotides long. RefSeq names its product TNF receptor associated factor 4 (gene TRAF4). The record is from RefSeq and is a predicted model, not a curated record. Bases 95 to 1507 code for a protein of 470 amino acids. Gene Ontology annotation, biological process: positive regulation of JNK cascade; regulation of apoptotic process; activation of NF-kappaB-inducing kinase activity. Lineage: Eukaryota; Metazoa; Chordata; Mammalia; Dasyuromorphia; Dasyuridae. The transcript is spliced from 7 exons. Gene Ontology annotation, molecular function: zinc ion binding; protein binding.
GGCCGGCCGCGCCGAGCCUCGCUGGGGAACUGGCUGGCUGGGGGGGCCGCGGGCGCCGGGGCUGGCCCUCACCCCGGCCGCCCGGCCGCCCACAAUGCCCGGUUUCGACUACAAGUUCCUGGAGAAGCCCAAGCGGCGGCUGCUGUGCCCGCUGUGCGGGAAGGCCAUGCGGGAGCCAGUGCAGGUCUCGACCUGCGGCCACCGCUUUUGCGACACCUGCCUGCAGGAGUUUCUCAGUGAAGGAGUUUUUAAAUGUCCGGAGGACCAAUUGCCCCUGGACUAUGCCAAGAUUUAUCCCGACCCGGAGCUCGAAGCUCAGGUCUUGAGUCUGGCCAUCCGCUGCAUCCACAGUGAGGAGGGCUGUCGCUGGACCGGAGCCCUGCGGCACCUGCAGGGCCACCUCAACUCCUGCGGCUACAACGUGGUGUCCUGCCCCAACCGCUGCAGUGCCAAGCUGAGCCGCAGGGACCUGCCCACCCACCUGCAGCGCGAGUGCCCCAAGAGGAGGCUCAAGUGCGACUUCUGUGGCAUCGACUUUACCGGGGAAGCCUAUGAGAGCCAUGAGGGGGUCUGCCCACAGGAGAGCGUGUACUGCGAGAACAAAUGCGGGGCCCGAAUGAUGCGCCGGCUGCUGAGCCAGCACAUGAUGACUGAGUGCCCCAAGCGGACCCAGCCUUGUGCCUACUGCUCCAAGGAGUUUGUCUUUGAUACCAUCCAGAACCACCAGCACCAGUGCCCCCGCUACCCUGUGCCGUGCCCCAACCAGUGUGGAAUGGGGAGCAUCCCGAGGGAGGACUUGCCCAGCCACCUGAAAGAGAACUGCAGCUCGGCUCCCGUCCUGUGCCCCUUCAAGGACGCGGGCUGCAAACACCGGUGCCCCAAGCUGGCCAUGGGCCGCCACAUGGAGGAGAGCGUGAAGCCGCACCUGGCCAUGAUGUGCGCGCUGGUGAGCCGGCAGCGGCAGGAGCUGCUGGAGCUGCGCCGGGACGUGGAGGAGCUGUCGGUGGGCUGCGACGGCGUGCUCAUCUGGAAGAUCGGCGGCUACGGGCGGCGCCUGCAGGAGGCCAAGGCCCGCUCCAACCACGAGUGCUUCAGCCCGGCCUUCUACACCCACAAGUACGGCUACAAGCUCCAGGUCUCCGCCUUCCUCAACGGCAACGGCAGCGGCGAGGGGACGCACCUGUCCCUGUACAUCCGGGUGCUGCCCGGCGCCUUCGACAACCUGCUGGAGUGGCCCUUCUCCCGCCGCGUCACCUUCUCCCUGCUGGACCAGAGCGACCCGGCCGUCACCAAGCCCCAGCACGUCACGGAGACCUUCCACCCGGACCCCCACUGGAAGAACUUCCAGAAGCCGGGCACCUGGAGGGGCUCGGUGGACGAGAGCGCCCUGGGCUUCGGCUAUCCCAAGUUCAUCUCCCACCAGGACAUCCGCAAGCGCAACUAUGUGCGUGAUGAUGCCGUCUUUAUCCGCGCUUCAGUAGAGCUGCCCAAGAAGAUCCUGAGUUGAGGACUGGGGUGGGCGGGGUCUCUGCUGCUGAGGGCAGGGACGGGGAGAAGGGGGCGGGCCCCCCCUCCCACGCCCCUCCCCUUUCACCACACUAGGCCAGGUUGCCCUUCCCCCUGCCCGCCGGGCUCCCACUGUGUCCCCCUGCCAUGUACCUCCCCCUCAGGUGCCUCUUAUUGGUGCUUCCCCCCCAGUCCCCGCCCCCUCUGGGGAAGGGAUGGGGGGGGGAAUAGGCACUGGGGUCUUUAAGGGCUUGAAAUAAAUGAUCCUUUCUUGGGGGGUCCACAGCUGCCUUGGCCCCUGUCCACUGUACUGUACUGGGGAGCAAGGCAAGCUGCUUGGCCCCCACCCCAAGAGCCAUAGGGAGGCGAGGCGGGGCCGGAGUGAGCCUGCCGGAGCUCCAGCCCUCUCCAUCCCCUGAAGCUGUGCCCUCUCCGGUUAUUUAUUGCUCUGGUGCCCAUGGGGCACAGCGGGGGAGCCCUGGUUUGUAAUAAAUUCUGGAUUGUGUAUUUA